GCUCAUCAGCAUUCAGUCGGGUUGUGAUCGUCGAGGUGUUUACACGUUCACCAGUGCAGAUUCUUAAGCUUAGCUGAUAGUAUACCGCAAGUUCCUGUGCGCGGGUUUUCGGAGGUCAUCAGCGAAGGCCAGCAACCGCCGCCGUGUGUUACGUGAUCAUCGCGAAAGGAUCACCGCGAGGAGUGACCAGCUAUGAAGCUGAUCUGCCUUUGGGCGGUUGGGCUAAUUGCCCUAGCUUCGCUAACAGAGGCUCAAUGGUUCGGCAGCGGCAAGAAGAAGGAAGAGAACCCGAAUGUGGCCCUGCUGUCGUACGCUCCGGUUGAUCCGGAUUCGGUGCCACCGCCGCAACCGGUGACCACGUCGACUACGACGACCACCCCAGCGCCAACUACGACCAAAAAGAAGGGCUUCUUCGGAGGGCUGUUUGGCGGAAGUGGCAAGGAGAAGGAACCCAAGACUACUACGACGACGACGCCGAAGCCUACUACGACUACGCCGGUACCGACGACCAAGAAACCCAGCAGUGGUCUGUUUGGAGGCCUCUUCGGUGGAAGCAAAAAGGACAAGACCACGACCGAGACGCCAACCACGGCCAAGACUACCGCCAAAGGCGCAGUGACCGUUCCGACGACGACGGCGAAAACUGUCGGUGUCACGUCAACGGUGACUCCUACCACGACCAAGCAAGGUCUACCAAUUGUACCGGCAGCCCCCACUGGAACUACCCCGAAGAUCUCCACCGCCAAGGAUGCCUUCCCAGCCCUUCCAACAGUCUCCACUACGGUCGCCUCCGCCCAGAAACCCCCGGCAAUCCCUCCGAAACCAGUCGCCUCCACCCCCAAAACCCCAGAAGCAUUCCCAGCGCUUCCACCAAAACCGGCCAGCCCCACCCCUUCCCCAGUCCCGACUUCAACGAUCGCCAACGCGUGGAACAAACCCCUGCCAACACAACCCCCAUCCCCAGCCGGUAAACCCGGCGUAAGCUUCGUCCCAACCCAAGCCCCCGCCCCGGGUUCCCCCACCAAGGGCACCACCCCUCGUUACAGCGAAGGACCGACCGCUUCCGAUGACGAGCUGGCAACCCUGUCCGAGCAACUCUUCUCCAAGGAAAACACCAACCUGAACAAGCACGUGCGCGUCAACUACCAGCGCCAGACGCUGUCCUCCUCCUCCGUUGACGAAGCGCCGGAACCGUUCCUCUCGGUCGACGAGAAGCAGGUGUACGCGAUGCCCACGAUCGAGAAGAUGCGCGCUCUGUUCAACAACUACGAGCUGGACACGAUGGUCAACGAGUACGUGACGCCGAUGGAGAAGAAGGAGGAAAACGAUUUUGUCGACGCACUGCUCGCGACCAACGUGAUGCGUUCGGCCAUGCUGUUCCUGCAGAAGAAGGGCGUCGUCACGGCUGACCCGAAGACGCACCACGAACUGCUCAAAACCAUCUGGUUCCAGCUGUACUCGCGUGGUAACGGCAAGAUCGGAAGUUCCGGCUUCGAGCACGUCUUCCUCAACGAGGUCAGCAACGGCACGAUGAUCGGUCUGCACAACUGGGUCUACCUCUACGAUCAGGAAAAGGCCGGCAACCUGGACUACCAGGGCUACAUCAAGAAGCUGGACUUUGGAGGACAAAAGGGCGAAAUCGCCAAGGUGCGGCUCACGUUCAACAAGCUGAUGAAGCCGUCCAACUCGCUGUUCGUGGGAACGUCGCCCGAGCUGGAGUUUGCCCUGUACACGGUGUGCUUCCAGAUGCGGCCGGACACCGAGUGUCCGCUUGCGUACAACGGCAAAAAGUUCACCGUCAAGACGUUCACGUUCCGCUACCGCGGCAAGAACCUGAUCGGCGGAGCCUGGCCGAACUUCUAAACUCGACUCGUCAUGUUUAUUUCAUAAGAAUUGUAACCGUUGAUUGAAGAGACCAUGUUUAUAACAAA
Culex pipiens pallens (northern house mosquito) is the source of this 1931-nucleotide messenger RNA. RefSeq names its product endoribonuclease CG2145-like. The record is from RefSeq and is a predicted model, not a curated record. Bases 193 to 1863 code for a protein of 556 amino acids. NCBI's taxonomy places the organism in Eukaryota, Metazoa, Arthropoda, Insecta, Diptera, Culicidae. Gene Ontology annotation, molecular function: RNA endonuclease activity. The transcript has 3 exons.